AUGUGUGGCAUUUGGGCCCUCUUUGGCAGCGAUGAGUGCCUCUCAAUUCAGUGUCUGAGUGCUAUGAAGAUUGCACACAGGGGUCCCGAUGCAUUUCGAUUUGAGAACGUCAAUGGAUACACCAACUGCUGUUUUGGAUUUCAUCGCUUGGCCGUGGUUGACCCGCUGUUUGGAAUGCAGCCAAUUCGACUGAAGAAAUAUCCUUACUUGUGGCUCUGUUACAAUGGUGAAAUCUACAACCAUGUGAAGCUGCGAAGCCAGUUUGGAUUUGAAUACCAGACCAACGUGGAUGGCGAGAUAAUCCUUCAUCUUUAUGCCAAAGGUGGAAUUGAGCAGACAGUCUCGAUGUUGGAUGGGGUGUUUGCGUUCAUUUUACUGGAUACGGCAAAUAAGAAAAUAUUCCUGGGCAGAGAUACCUAUGGAGUCAGACCUCUGUUCAAAGCCAUGACCGAAGAUGGAUUUUUGGCUGUGUGUUCAGAAGCUAAAGGUCUGUGUAACUUGAAGCACUCCACGACUUCAUUUUUAAAAGUAGAACCUUUUCUUCCGGGACACUAUGAAACUUUGGACUUAAAGCCCAAUGGCAAAGUUGUAUCUGUGGAAAUGGUCAAAUAUCAUCACUGUAGAGAUGAACCCCUGCAUGCCCUCUAUGACAGUGUGGAGAAACUGACCCCAGGUUUUGAACUAGAAACUGUCAAGAAAAACAUCCGGAUCCUUUUUAACAAUGCUGUUAAGAAACGUUUGAUGACAGACAGAAGGAUUGGCUGCCUUUUAUCAGGAGGUUUGGAUUCUAGCCUGGUUGCUGCCACCCUGUUGAAGCAGCUGAAAGAGGCCCAAGUUCAAUAUCCACUCCAGACAUUUGCAAUCGGCAUGGAAGACAGUCCAGAUUUACAGGCUGCUAGAAAAGUGGCAGACCACAUUGGGAGUGAGCACCAUGAGGUCCUCUUUAAUUCCGAGGAAGGAAUACAGGCCCUGGAUGAAGUCAUAUUUUCCUUGGAAACUUAUGACAUUACAACAGUUCGUGCUUCAGUAGGUAUGUAUUUAAUUUCCAAGUAUAUUCGGAAGAACACAGAUAGUGUGGUGAUCUUCUCUGGAGAAGGCUCAGAUGAACUUACACAGGGCUACAUAUAUUUUCAUAAGGCUCCUUCUGCUGAAAAAGCUGAGGAAGAGAGUGAGAGGCUCCUGAAGGAACUCUAUUUAUUUGAUGUUCUCCGUGCAGAUCGAACUACUGCUGCCCACGGCCUUGAACUGCGAGUCCCGUUUCUGGAUCAUCGCUUUUCUUCCUAUUACUUGUCUCUGCCCCCAGAAAUGAGGAUUCCAAAGCAAGGAGUAGAGAAACAUCUCCUGAGAGAGUCAUUUGAGGACUCUAAAUUGCUACCGAAAGAGAUUCUUUGGCGACCAAAGGAAGCUUUCAGUGAUGGAAUAACCUCCGUUAAGAAUUCUUGGUUUCAGAUUUUACAAGACUAUGUUGAACAUCAGGUUGAUGAUUCAAUGAUGGCAUCUGCCGCAGACAAAUUUCCCUUCAAUACUCCUAAAACAAAAGAAGGCUAUUAUUACCGUCAGAUAUUUGAACGCCACUACCCAGGCCGUGCAUCCUGGCUGACCCAUUAUUGGAUGCCCAAGUGGAUCAACGCCACUGACCCUUCUGCCCGCACACUGUCCCAUUACAAGUCAGCUGCCAAAGCUUAAGUGCUCUUUAAAUGGCAGAGUUAAAAUCAGUAUUUCUUCCUGUGAGGAGUAGGAGGACUGGCAGGAGGAUUGGCAGCUGGUUUCUGGGAACAAUGAGUCAACCACCCAGGCUUACUUGGGAUCAAAAAAAUAAAAUAAAAGUCUUAACUUAAAAUCUAAAACAUUG
Messenger RNA from Chrysochloris asiatica (Cape golden mole), 1852 nucleotides. RefSeq names its product asparagine synthetase (glutamine-hydrolyzing) (gene ASNS). Gene Ontology annotation, cellular component: cytosol. Lineage: Eukaryota; Metazoa; Chordata; Mammalia; Afrosoricida; Chrysochloridae. The coding region runs from base 1 to 1686 and encodes 561 amino acids. Gene Ontology annotation, molecular function: asparagine synthase (glutamine-hydrolyzing) activity. The record is from RefSeq and is a predicted model, not a curated record. The transcript is spliced from 11 exons.